CGCAUAUCGCUCAUCUCAAUUACCACACAUCGCUCUCUAUUGUCCAUCUUUAGUAGCCCAACACAACUUUGCAAACGAAAAGGCUACCUCACAGCGACAAACAACAACAGCUAUAACAUGGGCGCAAAGCAAUCGCGUGAUCCACGUUCCGUUUCAAUGGAAAAUCCAACUCCUGCCGGCGUCCUCGAUAUAUCCGACGAUGUGGUGAAACGCCUGAAGCAGGGUAUAUCACAACAGGCGCGUGAAAAUGUUGCCGUUGCAGAGGUGCCAAAGCCGGUACCCAAACCACAGGAAACCCCCAAGAAAGCGGCCGUCAAAGAGGCAGCCCCGGCACCCCCAGCAGUUGUCUACCAGAACCCAACGCCCAUCUAUGUGCAGGGCGGUGGACACACGAUCAGCGCAGCUGAUGUGCAGCGCCAGAUGAACCAAGAGCUAGUCAAGAACGAUGAGCUGUGGAAACAGCGUAUGACCAAGCUGGAAGAGAACUUGAAGAAGACCAACACCAUUAUGGAGUCUGAGUAUGCGAACGCCGUCGAGGGUGUGCACAAGCGUUUUGUGAGCACAGCAUCGGCGCACAAGACACCACCAUGCGGAGACAUCAAGAGCCAGCUACUCGCCUGCUAUCGUGCACAUCCCGGCGAAACGCUUAAGUGUAUUGAGGAAGUCAACCAGUUCAGGCAAUGCGUCGAUGUGCAUCGUAUAAAGAAACUGGAUACCGAAGCCCAAGCAACCAAAGCGCCAGCUGCUGCUGCUGCCAGCAAAGCUGUUAAAGCUGGAUAAGAACCUGUUGAACGUUUCAAAUUGUUUCUUUCUUAUUUGGUUGUCCUAACUUAAACGCAUACCCCAAAAAGCCUUCAGAGAUAUGUUUAAACGAGAAGAAAAGCGAUAUUAAACGCGAGUGUCAUUGUGAACCAUAGUAAAAUAA
Molecule: messenger RNA, 925 nt
Organism: Drosophila hydei
Lineage: Eukaryota; Metazoa; Arthropoda; Insecta; Diptera; Drosophilidae
Gene: Chchd3
Exons: 3
Coding region: 118-780 (220 amino acids)
Biological process (GO): inner mitochondrial membrane organization
Cellular component (GO): MICOS complex
Source: RefSeq, a predicted model, not a curated record